Molecule: messenger RNA, 4679 nt
Organism: Paramisgurnus dabryanus
Lineage: Eukaryota; Metazoa; Chordata; Actinopteri; Cypriniformes; Cobitidae
Product: B-cell receptor CD22-like
Source: RefSeq, a predicted model, not a curated record
AUGCACACUCUCAUACUAUGGAGUGUACAGCGCAGGGUGCCUUUUUUAAUGGAAACAACAAAAGCAGAUCGUUCUCUUCCAUGAAGGCCAAUGUAAACAUCUAAGAAUAUAUUAACAUUUCUCAGAUUUUUUUGCUUUUGUGGACUACAAAUGCAAGUUGAUGUCAUACUGGGAUUACUUGGCAAAGAUAAUUUACAAACAUGAGACUGGAUGGAUUAUGACUCAUGCACAAUUUUUAAACAAAGGAAUCUGUCAUUUUUGCUUAUUUCUUUUAUGUCUGAAGAUAAAUGUAUGCAAAGAUAACACAUUAGAACGACACAAGGGGAUAUAAGUUCCUCUUUUGUAUUUUUGCUGUCAUUUGAAAGUGAUUUGAACUUUGCUAAGAUGCUCACUGAGAUCAACGGAUUCUGCUUGAAGUUACUGAAUAUACUCUACAGACAGAUGAUGUUUCCUGAAUCAAUUCCUCUCUUUUUGAUUGUUCUUGUGUUCAGUUCCUCAACUGAUUCAACUGAACCUUUAAUAAAAAUGCCUGAAACAGAACAAACACAAUCUGAAGGAUCAUGUGUCACCAUCUCCUGUUCUUAUGAUCCAGGACUGGAUGAAAACUUGACACUUCACUGGUUUAAGAAUCCAGUAUAUGAUAAUGAUUUAAAAGCCUAUAAUGGUACUAUUGUAUAUAGUAACACAGGUGAUCGUCCCCAGUCAGCAGGUUACUCAAGUAGAGUCGAAUACAUCACUGAUAAAACAGAAAAACCCAGAAACUCUUGGAUAAAAUGUGAUUUAAGAAUCAAUGAUCUACAGAAGACAGACAGUGGGAAUUACAGCUUUAGAGUCAUUGGCUUAGACAAACACAAGUACAUGAGCACAAAUAUCAGUCUCACAGUUACAGACAAUCCUUGUAAGGUGAAGAUUGAUUCAUCAGAGAUUAAGUAUUCAGUCAAAGAGUCAGAUGAAUUUACUGUUCGCUGUUCAACCUCUGUUUCCUGCUCAUCUCAUCCUGAGUGGAUUCUCCAUAAACCAGGACAAGAACCAGAAAGAGUGAUGUCAUCAAAUAAUAGAUUCACACAGGAUAAAGAGGAAAAAGAAGGCAAAAAGAUCACCAGACUAAAAUUUAAUACAACAUGGGAAGAUGACAACAUGAUCUUGUCUUGUCGUCCAGAAGAAAGUCAGGACAGCUGCCUCACUAGAAAUAUCACUCUGUCUGUUGAAUAUGCACCAAAGGAAGUAAAAGCAACAGUGAGCUCUGAUAAUGUGAAGGAAGGAGAUUCUGUUACUCUCUCCUGCACCUCUAGAGGUCGCCCUGAUGCCACCAUCUCAUGGUUUAAACAAGGGAAGGAAAUAUCACAAUUGGAUGAGGGGAGACUAGUUAAUGUCAAACCAGGAGACAGUGGAGAAUACUACUGCAAAGCUGAAAACAUUCAUGGAAAUGUAGAAUCAAAUAAAAUUUCUAUAGAUGUUAAGUAUGGUCCAAAACAAGUCAGUAUAACACCUCCUGUUUACAUCAAUGAUCUCAGAGAGGGAGAUGAGCUGAAACUGAAGUGUUCAGUGGGGGACAGUAACCCAGCAGUCAACCAGUUUCAAUGGUAUAGGGAUAAUUCCCAGUUAUGGUAUCAAACCAGUGAGACAUUAACCAUCAGUCGAGUUAAACCAGAACACAAGGGCUCUUACUACUGCAAAGCAGGCAAUGGAAUAAAAACAGCACAAUCUAAUAGGCUUCAGGUAUCUGUAAAGUAUUCACCACGCCAAAUUCAAAUAACAGGUGAAAGAUCAGUAAAAGUGGGCUCCAGGCUAUUUCUAACAUGUUCAGCUGAUGCAAACCCUCCACCAUCCUCAUACACUUGGAAACACAAAACUGCAGUGGUGUCUGAAACAUCUCCUGUCACAUUCCCAAUAACAUCUAGUGUGUUAUACAUUCAGAAAGUGACCACUGAACAUUCAGGGACGUACACAUGUGAUGUUACCAAUGCUAUUGGAACAAAAGAUGAAUCCAUAAAUGUUGAUGUGCUUUAUCCCCCUUCUACACCUGAGUUGACCAUGAAGAAUGAAGUGAAAGAAUAUGAUGUGAUCUCAAUUAUCUGCAAUGUGCAAAGUUUUCCUGCAUCACAGCUGACAGUGACCGGACCCUCUGAUCUCAAAAACAUUCCUACGAGUCGAAUGAACAGCACUAAAUCUGAAAACAUGUUAAAAAUCUUCCUGAAUAUAACUGAGACAGAUGCAGGUGUGUACAGGUGCACGACAAAAAAUACAGAGGGAACAAAAUACACUGAAAAAAAGCUGCAGGUGUUACAUGCACCUAAAAAUGUUAGCGUGAGACCUGAUGGGGAUCAGACGAUAGGACACAAGCUGACUCUUGCAUGUAACUCUCGAUCUAAUCCAACAUCAUCCUCUUAUGAGUGGAAGAAACUCAUCAAUGGAGAAUUAAAGACAGUUGGGAAAUCACAGGAACUUCACUUUCAUCACCUGAACAUCAGUGACUCUGGUCAAUACAUCUGUGUUGCUGGGAAUAACAUCGGAAAAGCAGAAUCUCCACCAGUUUAUAUCAAGGUGAAAUAUAUCCAAAAUGUAACCAUCAUCCAUAACAUGACAGCUCAGAGGAAUUGGGAGCAUCCCGUCAAUCUGAUGUGUAGUGCUGAUGCUCAUCCUCCUCCGAAAGACUUCAAAUGGUACAGACUGGAAAACAAAACAGUCUUAUCCAACCAUCAAAACUUCAUCGUUCUACCUCAGAACCCAGGAAUGUACUACUGCAACGCAACCAAUGAUGUUGGGACCUCACAAUCCAAACCCAUCACGCUAUUUGUCCACAGCAGACUUACGCUGUUCAUUACGCUGUUCAUCUCCAUCAUUCUGCUGCUGAUUCUCAUUGCUCUGGCCAUCUUUUUGAUACGCAGAGAAAUCAUCAAGGCAAGAUUAGAUCAACAGAAUGGAGCAGAUUAUCCAUUGCAUUUUAUCCCAAUGUUCCUGUCACGCUCUUCCACAGUGACAAACUUGCUUUUAUUGGGAUCUCAAAAUAAUACCCGGGAGAAUUUGUCGAUGGCUGGAAUUUCUGAUCCAAACAAUGGAAGGACUGUAUACUCGGAGAUAGUACUCCAUUCGCAAGAUCCUGCAAAAACACAGGCUCCUGGUGCAAGGCCGGUAUCCAAUAACCAAAAACAAAAAGUGGCUCAAGUGAAACAGGGAAACCCUAAAAAACAAGACAACGGGGACAACAACUCCCUAAACUAUGCUACAUUGGAGUUCAAGGGGAAAAAUGAACCAGCAAAAAGAGCUUCUGAAAAUACUGGUUUAGCGGUCUACGCCAAGGUGGCAAAGAAAAAACAAUCAAAGAAUACUGAGCCAGAGCAAGAUUAUGAGAACGUUUCUUCUGCAUGUGCCCCAAAACUUCAGUUCAAUAAUUUAGACUGGGAGUCAGAUACCAGCGAAGAAGAUGAAAUAAAUUACAGCAUCGUGUCUUGUCCUGCUAAGCCUGGUCUCAGAGGACCCAAACCCAAACAGGAGAGUGAUUCGAGUACUAGUUCUGAUGAAGACAGCACCGUAUAUUCAGCAAUAAAAAAAUAAAAGUCAGGAAGACAUGGUGAUGUAUAUUAUUUUUAUAUCUGAAAGAUGUGCCAAACCUAUGAUGUAAUUAAAUAUUUUUUUCAAACACAAUCUCAUUGCUAUUUAUAACUAUUUUACGAGGUGGCUAAUUAGUAUGAUCACAUGCAUACAUGUGUUUUUGGCCCAAUGCUAUUGGGCUUCAUUAUUGCUAUUUUUAAUUACCCACCUUAUUAAAACGUUACAAAGUGCAAUGGGAUCCGACCGCUAAUUCAUUUGUCAAAGGCUUUUAAAAAAAAUUAUGUUCUGUAAGUUGAACAAAUUCACAUUUGGAUUCGUGUAUUGCAGAAGUUUUUAUAAGUAAAUCCAAAUGAAUUCAGCAAACCAUGUCAUGAACACAACCUUAUAUUGAAAGGUUCUGUAUGCUACUGUAAAUAUAUCAAUCCUUUGAAUGCAAUAGUUGUGCCAAAUGCUUGUGUGAUGAGCUUGAUAACUGUUUUGUGCAAAAAACUGCAAAAAAAAAUGCAAAAAAAAAAAAAAAAAACAGCUACAAAGGCUUCUUAUAGACGUUUAAUUUUUAUACAUUUUAUAAAUUGUGUUACUUUUAAAACAUGUAACUUAUUGAAUUAAACAUUUGUAUUUGCUGCUGUGAAGAACAUAUUCAGCAUUUACUGACGUGUUGAAUGUAAGCAGUCAGAUGUGUUUAGUAAAACUUGUUUGAAACUAAAAAAACAUGUGUAAUUUCAGUUGAAUGUUUAUUGAUAUUAUGAUUUAUAUAAAGAAUAAAAUAUGUCUCACUUUUUUAAUAUUGUUAUUUAAUUUCCAAUUAAUGAAACCAUACACCAAAAUGGUUCUUCUAUGACAUUGGGUUGAACCUUAAUGUUUUUUACAUUUAACAUUUUUAAGCAUAUGGUUAUUCAAAUGUAAUUCUGAAACAGCAUUACAAUAUAUUAUGUUUACAUUGAUGUUUUUAUACAUAAAUAAGAAUUUGCUUAAUGAACUUGCUUAUUGGAGCCAAACAAAGAUACAGAUGACAAACAAAAUUAGUAAUUUGUUUAAUAUAAAAAUAACAAAGUUUAAUUUGGUAAAUAUUGACAUUUUUGUUUUUGUCUGUAUAAAAACAUUGUAUUGAAUACAUUUUGGAGUUG